Molecule: messenger RNA, 1005 nt
Organism: Cyphellophora europaea CBS 101466
Lineage: Eukaryota; Fungi; Ascomycota; Eurotiomycetes; Chaetothyriales; Cyphellophoraceae
Exons: 3
Coding region: 1-1005 (334 amino acids)
Biological process (GO): regulation of transcription by RNA polymerase II
Molecular function (GO): DNA-binding transcription activator activity, RNA polymerase II-specific
Source: RefSeq, a predicted model, not a curated record
AUGCUGGACUGGUUGGCGCACGGAAUGGUUGGGCCGUCCUUGUUCGCCGAAUCACAACGUAACUUUCAUAUCGACGUCCUGUCCAUCGCUCAGUCGCAUGUUCACGUCAUGCACGCGCUCCUCGCCGCGUCCGCCCUGCACAUCCGCUUCCGGAGCAACCCAUCGCUAACGCAACCCCCACCCCGGACCCUGACGGCCGCCCUAGCCAGCACAAACGACGACUUUGCCGUCGUCGAAGCCGGCCACCACCUCUCCGCCACCGCCGGCUUCCGCACCGCCCUCUCGUCGCUGUCUGAAACGACCCAGAUCGACCCGUUGCUGACGACCUGCAUGCUCUUGAACAUGCUGUCCUUUGCCGGCCUUCCCGAGGCCGAAGACGACGUCCGCCGCUGGCCGUUUCUCGGCUACGGCGGCGAGCAGCCGCUGCACUGGUUGCGGAUCCAGCUCGGGUUCGCACCCCUGAUGGGCGGACUGAGCAUCAAGGCGAAGCGGGGCAGUGCAUGGCUGGCAUUCUUCGAAGGGUUGGACCACAACGUGCUCUAUGACGAAAGGGAUGGCACAGAAGGCGUGCCGGAGGCGUGGUGUGCCUUCUGGGCCAUUCGCGACGAUGACGGAAUCGACGGACACCGAUAUCUGAGAGUGGUGCGGAGGUUAGUGUCGAUAUUGGCGGUGUGGGAAUCCGUGGAGGCUGGGAACGGCGCCACGCAUGACGGGAGGUGCUUGCAAUACUUGCAGUUUAUGCAGGGGGUUGAUGAGGCGUUCAUUUGUCGGUUGGAGGCUCGAGAUGCCAAGGCACUGGUCGUAUAUGGCUGGUUCAUGGCAAUACUCACAUACACCAACCAUUGGUGGUGCCGGUCGAGAGCCGUUCGUGAAUGCACGGCUGUAGUCAGAUAUCUGGACGAGACCUACGGCGCAGCAUUGGACGACUGGCUCGGAUUCAUGGCAAAGGCUGUUGGCUAUGAGUUAAAAGGUAGUGCGAUCGAUAGAUUUCUUUUGGAGCUAUAA